Messenger RNA from Polychytrium aggregatum, 1906 nucleotides. RefSeq names its product dynactin p62 family-domain-containing protein. The record is from RefSeq and is a predicted model, not a curated record. The transcript is spliced from 9 exons. Gene Ontology annotation, cellular component: dynactin complex. Bases 122 to 1795 code for a protein of 557 amino acids. Lineage: Eukaryota; Fungi; Chytridiomycota; Chytridiomycetes; Polychytriales.
CAUCUCUCCCUCCAUCUCUCCCUCCCGCUCACCCGGCCGCAACUGCCCCCCCCCUCCAGAGCCAUCACAGGCUCCCGCAUCAGCCCAUCCCGAGAUAGCCCGAUUGUGGCUGCCUUCUGCAAUGCCCUUGAGCUCUUCUUCCUUCGGCAGCCCGGCCCAGGGCCAAUCGCUCCAUGUCCCCACCCCGGUGCCCUCGGUCUUCUACCAGUGUGAUUGCUUAAACAGCCGAGUUACCGAGCCAUCCGCACACCGAACCGCCGGUGACGGAGCUCCAUCGCAGCCCACCGUCGACAUCACCCAAAACGCACCGAGCGAAGGGAGCUCCCUGACUCUAUCUCGACUGGAACAUCUCUACUACUGCGACGACUGCCACAAGAUCCGCUGCAAGCGGUGCAUUUCAGAGGAGAUAUCAUGCUUUUACUGCCCAAACUGCCUCUUUGAGGUGCCGACAGCUUCGGCAAAAGCCGAGAAGAACAGAUGUGCCCGCAACUGCUUCCAGUGUCCAAUCUGCAUGAACACCCUCACUGUUGUCUCCAUCGUCGAUCCGGGAGCUGCCGGCGCCACUGUCUCGGGCGCCAAUAUCCACUAUCUGUCGUGCGGCGUCUGUCGCUGGGACUCGCUGGAGAUUGGACUCAAGUUUGAACGGCCCACGGGCUUGGCGAUGCAGCUGCAAAAGGCCGAGGACGAACGGUCGGAUGUCAAGGAGUUUGAGAGCCUCCGUGCAUAUUUUGAAAAGGCCAUGAAGGCGCAGGGACAACCCACCGGCGUGCUCAAGAGUGGAGGUGCCAUCAACAGCAUCUCAUCAUCGCUGCUGGCCUCCAUCCCCGGCCUCGCCUCGCUUGGGAUGGGCCUCCCAAAGACCAACCCGCUCCCCAUUGGCCGCACCGAGGAGCUUGAGCCGUACGAGUCCUAUGCAAAGGAGUUCCCAGACAACAGCAAGGCAGACGAAGAGGACCCACUCUGGAGACUUGACACAGUAACGACAUUGGCACAACGCCUCAACCAGCCUGAUGACGAGCCGCGCCGCCGGAUGGACCUGCGCCCGCAGCGUAUUCAGCUCCGCACUAAGCGAUCGAAGCGAUGCCGUCAGUGCGACCAUUUCCUGAUCAAGCCAGAAAUCAAGGCGGUGGCGACUCGGUUCAAGAUCAAGUUGAUUGCACGAGAAUUCCUGCCGACGAUCACCAUCGCGCAACCGAUGCCUCUCUCGCCCUUGACCCCUGAUGUUCCCGUCAAGCUGCUGCUCAAAUUCACCAACCCGAUCGAUCAAGAGAUGGACGUCUCGAUAGCCACGCCAUUUGCACCCGGCGCCUCCAAGAGCGAGACCGAUGCCUCGUCGGCUUCCCAGCACUGCGUGGUGACGGUGUUGGCGCCUACGUUCACGAUUCCGCCCCACAACGAGAUGUGGCAGUACGACGAGCCUGCGACCCUGCCAUCCCAGCGCGGCCGAACCGCCUCUACAGCCGCCCUUGAUCUGCUCGCCGGCGCCGAGGAGGGCAAGAACUGCCGCACGGUGAUGCUUGAAGUCAUUCCCAAGAAGGGCGAAGGAGAGAAGUACUCGAAACGAAUUGAGUUUCCGCUGCUCGUUACAUUUGCUCGGCUGGUGAACAAGACAUCUCGCGCUUCUAUUGCCGAGGUUCUUUCCAGCCGUCCUUCGACGACCGAGGUGUCGGCGGCGGGAAGCUCCAUCCCAUCCUCAUCGAUCGACAGCGUAUCGAAGCUGAAAGCUGGCGGCGAUGGAAUGGAGAAGCGAACCAACUCCUUCUGGAUUAUGGUUGGUGUUGGUGAGCUCAUCUGACACCGAGGCGCAGUGACGCCUUUCCCUCAGUCGCCGUGGCUCAUGCAGCCAAGACGAGCGAUCCCACCCACCCCCCUGUUUCGGCAUGUAUGUGGGGGGGGCCAACGUUGG